Messenger RNA from Helianthus annuus (common sunflower), 918 nucleotides. Its product is annotated as zinc finger protein CONSTANS-LIKE 5. Bases 145 to 627 code for a protein of 160 amino acids. Gene Ontology annotation, cellular component: nucleus. The transcript is spliced from 4 exons. Gene Ontology annotation, biological process: regulation of flower development. The record is from RefSeq and is a predicted model, not a curated record. Gene Ontology annotation, molecular function: protein binding. NCBI's taxonomy places the organism in Eukaryota, Viridiplantae, Streptophyta, Magnoliopsida, Asterales, Asteraceae.
GGUUGUCUACAUCUACCCUCCUCAGACCCUACGUUAGCUUUGCUAUUGAACAGAAAUGCUGCAUUUGGAACAUAUAAAGAUGAACUUAUACGCCAACUUCGUGAAUUAGCGAAAUCCGAAACAAAUGUUGAUGGUAGUCAAGACAUGAUUAAACCAAUAAGCGAGUUUCUGCCCGCACAAAACUUCCAACUCGAAGGUAGGAGUUCAGGAUUUGAACAAAAGUCAGAAGAGAAUGCAAAUACGUCAUUUGAGGCUAAUACAUUUCAAUGGUGCCUAGAUAGUUCCGAUGCUGGAAGUGUGGAUUUUUUUUCCGAUCAUUUGGUUGAACAUACCACUGAAGCAAACUGCAUAGUUCCCGACGGAAAUUUUGAUAAUAUUCAAAGUACAAGCCACGCUAAUGUAGAUCAUCGAGGCCAAUCGCAUCAUAACGUUGCUGAGAACAUACCGGUCUUUCAUGGUGUUGGUGUACGUGAAAUUAACAGCCAGGAGCGAGAGACUGCGAUCACAAGAUACAAAGAGAAGAAGAAAUCUAGAAGGUACGAUAAGCAUAUCAGAUACGAGUCGCGAAAGGUACGAGCUGAAAGCAGGACGAGAAUCAGGGGUCGUUUUGCCAAAAUGGAUCGAUGAACCGUUUUACACGUGCCUUUGAGAUUAUAGGUUUGAUAAAAUGAUAUAGUGUAGUCAUGUAGAGUUGUGCUAUGGUAUGCGGAAAUUUAUGGUCAAAAGGUGGUCGGUGCUCGCGACCACCAUCAUGAGUUUCCGCCUACUGUAGUUUUUCGGUAGAGUGUAUGGUGUUAUCCGGCCCAUAGUUGCAGUGUUAGGUUACUGGCGUUAUCGCUUGAUUGUUGUUCGAGUAAUAUUAUGUUGCAAGUGUUGCUUGAAAAACAAAUAAAUAUGAGUUUUUGGUUUAAACUUUUG